This is a messenger RNA of Acipenser ruthenus (sterlet), 2173 nucleotides long. RefSeq names its product cytochrome P450 2K1-like. Gene Ontology annotation, biological process: xenobiotic metabolic process. The record is from RefSeq and is a predicted model, not a curated record. The coding region runs from base 64 to 1575 and encodes 503 amino acids. Gene Ontology annotation, cellular component: intracellular membrane-bounded organelle; cytoplasm. NCBI's taxonomy places the organism in Eukaryota, Metazoa, Chordata, Actinopteri, Acipenseriformes, Acipenseridae. Gene Ontology annotation, molecular function: heme binding; iron ion binding; oxidoreductase activity, acting on paired donors, with incorporation or reduction of molecular oxygen, reduced flavin or flavoprotein as one donor, and incorporation of one atom of oxygen. The transcript has 9 exons.
GAGCGUUAUUCUGAACGCUGAGCUAAUUAACAGAGAGCCCAGGUGUCUGUGCUCCUGACAAACAUGUCUCUGAUUAGGCUGCUCCUAGCACACACUGCCACGGUGUCUCUGGCUUUAGUUUUAACUGGCUUUAUAUUUUUAUACUUUUACUCGAAAUCCUCUAAGUCGUCUAAUUACAACUUCCCCCCCGGCCCGCCGGCUCUACCUGUUAUUGGGAACCUGAACAUUUUGGACCUGCACCGGCCGUACAAAACACUGAGUAAGCUCUCGGAGACAUACGGCAAUGUGUUCACCUUCCACGUGGGUCCCAAGAAGUACGUGGUUUUGACAGGCUAUGAGGCGGUCAAGGAGGCUCUAGUAACCCAAGCAGACGACUUCUCAGAGAGAGGCCAGACGCACACUACAGAAGAUUUAUCUAAAGGCGGGAAUGGUGUUAUCUUCGGUAAGGGGGAAUCCUGGAAGGUGAUGCGUCGAUUCACCCUCUCCACUCUCCGGGACUUUGGGAUGGGGAAGAAGACCAUUGAGGACCGGAUCAUCGAGGAGUCCCAGAGACUGGUGGAGGUCUUCCAGUCCCACAAAGGAAAACCCUUUGACCCCCAAAUCAUCAUCAACUCUGCUGUCUCCAACAUCAUCUGCUCCAUCGUGUUCGGAGACCGCUUCGACUACGGCGACACACAGUUCCUGAAUCUGCAAAGAAUUGUGAACGAGAGCGUCGGGCUGAUUGUGAGCCCCAAGACACAGCUGUAUAACAUGUUUCCUUUCCUGGGCUUCUUCCUCUCCGAUCACAAGAAGGUCCAAACAAACAGAAUAAUGAUGCAGGAGUACUUUAGAAACACAUAUAAGGAUCGUAAAGACAGUGUGGACAGCAAUGACCUGAGGAGCUUCAUCGACACGUUCAUCUCCAGGCAGAGAGAAGAGGAGGCCAGAAAACCCAUCAAGUAUUUCCAAGAGGAUAACAUGGCCGUCACAGCGGUGGACCUGUUUGCUGCAGGGACUGAAACCACCUCUACCACCCUGCGCUGGGGGUUGCUGCUCAUGAUGAAGUACCCACACAUUCAGGACAAAGUCCAGGAGGAGAUUGAGAGUGUGAUUGGGAGGGAGCGCCCCCCGCAGGCCGAGGACAGGAAGAGCAUGCCCUACAUGGACGCCGUGCUGCAUGAGAUCCAGAGAGUGGGCAACGUGGUGCCCAUGAACCUGCUGCACGAGACCAGAGGGGACACCACCUUCCGGGGGUACAGGAUACCCAAGGGUACCCCAGUGAUCCCGCUGCUCUCCUCCGUGCUCUCUGAUAAGACACAGUGGGAGACCCCUCACCAGUUCAACCCCAACCACUUCCUGGACGCGCAGGGCAAGUUUGUCAAGAGAGACGCCUUCAUGCCCUUCUCAGCAGGUCGGAGGGUGUGUCUUGGAGAGACCCUUGCCAAGAUGGAGCUCUUCCUCUUCUUCACCAUGCUCCUGCAGAAGUUUCACUUCCGCCCGCCCCAGGAGGUCAGCCCUGAGCAACUGGACCUCACCCCCACCCCUGGCAUCACCUCAGGACCCCAGCCCUUCCAACUAUGCGCCCUGAACCACUGAGAGACCCUGUGAUACUGCGACCCUGCCUUACUGCAUCUGCUAGACCUUACUACAGCCACUGACCCCUCACACUGGACCCUUCAGCCACAGAAACCACACUUGUGUAAAAGGGGUGUGUCAUGCUUUGCUUAAUAACAAAAGUUUUCAUCUUUCAUGAAAAUAAUUCGUAGCUAAACACCUAGAAUAAUGACAAAGUGAUCUAUGAAAUUGAAUGACAGGUGCUUAAGAAUAAAUCAAUGGGUAUUGUAGUUGUGAAUUCUAAUCGAAAUAUAUAUUAAGUGAUUUCAUAAUCUCUGAUUAGAAUUGAUCUUGAUUUCAUUUGAAAUAUUUACUGACUCAUAUUCACACAAACUGUUACCCUGCUUGUAUAUUCAUAUUAUUGAAUCUGGUCACUUCUUAGUUCUUAUACAAAGACACAUUCUAGACACUUGAGGAAUGCUUGCUUUUACAUGUAAUUGAUAUUUACACUGACGCUGAGAUAUUAUCUGAAUGUUAUUGCUGCUGAGAUUAUUAUACUGACUUGUGUUGUAUUGAUACUCAUUUUCUUUUCUGUUUUGUGUUUUCCUUUUUGCUGAAAUUCAUUAAAGAGAGAACGGUG